AAAGAACAAUGGAAUGAGCUUAGAGUAGCUGCAGAAACACAUUUGUUUGAUUCCCAUUUGUUUCACCCUUUUGAAAGAGUUGCAGUGUCGCAGCAGACUGAGUCUCUAGCUUCGGAGGAGUCUGAGAACGUCUUAAGUGUGAUAAAUGGAAUUAAUGUGAAAAGAAAGAAAGAGAAUACGGAAUUGGAAGCACACAGUAUAAAAUAUGAAGGUGAUUCAUUAGAUGGUCCGGUGAUCUCAUCUGUUUUUUCCCUCAGCUCUGGCGCUGUAAAUAUCCCGGAAGGAAUUAAGUGGGAUGAUACAUUGCAGAAGAAAAGAUCCACAUCGUUGUUGUGCAGAAAGAUUGCUCAGCUGAUGUCCGCUGUUGAAUCGAAUGUGAAAUCUCAAUUAGCUGCUUCAUUAAGACACAGUAACAGUCAGGCCUCUAAGGAGAAAAUGUUAUUGCCAGAAAAAAAGAGUGAAGAAACUAGCUCAAAUAUGAUAUCUGAACAAGAGCUUGUGCCUUCUCCUCAGAGACCAAAGGGCGCCACUUUUUCUAAUGAGUGUUCUAAUAAGCAAGAACAACCAUUGGAAACACUCAAAAAGGCUAAAACUAAAACCAGGGUGAGUACAAAAACAACCACUGCUUCUCCGGCUUUCAUUCCUCAAGGAACAGUACUGAGAGUGCUAAACUGCAGUAGUUCUGAGGCCCCAACUGAAAAACAAAAUGGGAAUGAAAUGUCACCACCCCCUUCUCGAUAUUGCAACAAAAUGUUUAUCCCAAGGCCAGUUCCUUGCUGUGUUUCUGCCAGACUUGACAAAGGUCCAACUCUGCCAGCUGAGAAUGAAGUUAACGGGGUUUCUAGAAAUCUCUGUGUAUCACAUGGUCACACUUGCCACUCUUCUGCGCCAAGUAACGGCCAAGAAAAUGGUAUGUUGUCGUGUCAAAAAGGCAGCAGUCCAAGUGGGUUAAGCAAAAGGGCCGUGAAAGGUGAAGACCCAAAGCAAAGCUGAAACCGUUUGCCCCAG
This is a messenger RNA of Lacerta agilis (Sand lizard), 1008 nucleotides long. Its product is annotated as zinc finger protein 518B-like. The annotation marks the transcript as partial. NCBI's taxonomy places the organism in Eukaryota, Metazoa, Chordata, Lepidosauria, Squamata, Lacertidae. The record is from RefSeq and is a predicted model, not a curated record. The transcript has a single exon.